CCUUAAACAAUAAGAUAAAACCAUCACUCUUCACGUCAAAGGAUACAAAGAUGCUUUCGAAGGUGCUGAAGUUACGAUUUACAGAUCCAGAAUGUAUUUUGGAGGGCGAAUACAACGAAUCGUUUAAGUUUAUUGAAGAUGAAAGAAAGUGGGUCCAGAUAAUGAUGGGCUUGCAUAACAAGUACGAAAUGGAGAAUAGCUGCAUUCAAAAGCAGCUCAAAAACUUGUCAGAGGUGUAUGCCGAUUCAUUUUCAAAAAGAGAGACCGAGAUAUUCAACUUUAAUAUGGGAAGGAAAAAUACUAUUGCUAAGCCAGUGCUAUUCCAAUCAAACUUCAUUGCGAAUAACACGAAAUCAGACUACCAAAUAUUUAAGGACUACCAGGUAAACACAAACGAGUAUGUCUCGGGGAAGAAGACCUUCCAGCCAUUUCACGAUAGACUGAGACUGCUGAAGUGCUUGAUUAUUGCAAAGAGAAAACCUACAAAGGAAAGAUCAAUGAAGAUCAUCAAAGCUCUUGAAAAAG
Messenger RNA from Vittaforma corneae ATCC 50505, 525 nucleotides. RefSeq lists its product as uncharacterized. The transcript has a single exon. The annotation marks the transcript as partial. NCBI's taxonomy places the organism in Eukaryota, Fungi, Microsporidia, Nosematidae. The record is from RefSeq and is a predicted model, not a curated record.